Messenger RNA from Triplophysa dalaica, 1541 nucleotides. RefSeq names its product carcinoembryonic antigen-related cell adhesion molecule 7-like. The coding region runs from base 1 to 846 and encodes 281 amino acids. NCBI's taxonomy places the organism in Eukaryota, Metazoa, Chordata, Actinopteri, Cypriniformes, Nemacheilidae. The transcript is spliced from 5 exons. The record is from RefSeq and is a predicted model, not a curated record.
AUGGUGGAGAAAGAGUACAAGUUACUGUUUGGCGAUCUGUUGUUGAACAUGUCUGUUGUGAUUUUCUUCUGUUUCUGCUGGUGGAAUCUGUUUGGUUUGUUUAGUUGUGAGUCUGUGUCAGUGACUGAAGGAGAUUCUGUGACUCUGUCUGCGGAUCUGACUGAAAUGAAAGAUGGAAUCUCUUGGAAGUUUGGAGAAAUUGUCAUUGCUGAAAUCAAAGCUGGGGGCAAUAACAUCAAAUUACAUAAGGACAGAGCUGAUGGAAGAUUCAGACACAGACUGGAGUUAAACUUACAAAACGGAUCUCUCACCAUCAACAACAUCACAAUCACAGACUCGGGACUUUAUCAAGUCAUCAUCACAGACUCAAACACCAAACUCAAGACAGUCAACAUCACUGUCUAUGGUCAUCUUCCUGUUCCUGUAAUCACCAGAGACUUUCCCGUUGAGAGUUACUUGGUGAAUUCUUCACCUUUAGUGUCAAAUUGUUUUGUGUUGUGUUCAGUGAUGAAUGUGUCACAUGAUGUGAGUCUCUCCUGGUACAAAGGAAAGAGUUUAUUGUCCAGCAUGAGUGUGUCUCAUCUCAACAUCAGACUCUCUCUACCUCUGGAGGUGGAAUAUCAAGACAACAACACAUACAGAUGUGUCAUUAACAAUCCCAUCACAAACCUCACACAACAUCUAGACAUCAAUCAACUCUGUCACAAGUGUUCAGGCUAUUGCUGUUGUGGUUCUACUGAAGCUGUGAUCCGAUUGGUCAUCUCUGCUGUGGUGGGCGUGGCUACUGUUGCUGUUCUGGUUUAUGAAAUCAGAUCCAGAGGCAGAAGAGAGCAGAUACUCAAUUAAAUGAUGAAUUCUGGCUAUUUUUCUGUCUUAUCUAAGAAGAGUGUUAUGAUCUUGUCUGUCUCUCUCCUGUUUCGUAGUGUAACUUCUUCUUCUUCCUUUAGCGGCAGUUGUCAAACCAACUUAAGGUGCAUUACCGCCACCAUCUGGACUGUAAUAUAUUAAAUAUAUUAAAGAACUAUAUAUAUUAAAAGAAAAAUAAGCACAAAUACAUACACACAUAUAUAUAUUAACAACACAAAUCAUAAACAAGGCCUCUCUAAUUCAUACUGAUCUCACAAAUGUCAACAAACAUCAAUCCUUUCAGUUGGCUGUUGGGGUUAGAUGUUGGUAAUUAAAUUCUUCUGUAUUUUUCAACUCAAUUGAUCAGGGGCUUUAUUACAGAAGGAUCCUUACGUAGAAUUCUAUGAUAUCUCUUCAGUCACCAUGGUAAUUUCAGUUUGGAGCCCAUUUAUAACAGGUAACUUGUCAGAUCAUAACAUACAAGUUUUUAUAAUAUGCUCAAAGGUCCUUUUUUAAGUCUGCUUGAUAAACCUUUUCAGUUGAUUAGUGAGCACAUGUUAUUGAUCAGAAAAAUCUGAAGAGUUUGGUAACAGAAUGAGAUGACUCAGACUUCGCAAAAGUUUUGUUAUUGUGCAUUCCAAUUAAUAUCAAUCAGUUGGUUUGUUUUGAUUAAAGCCAUCAUUACAAACAAAUAC